Ciona intestinalis (vase tunicate) is the source of this 879-nucleotide messenger RNA. RefSeq lists its product as uncharacterized. Gene Ontology annotation, cellular component: cytoplasm. NCBI's taxonomy places the organism in Eukaryota, Metazoa, Chordata, Ascidiacea, Phlebobranchia, Cionidae. Gene Ontology annotation, molecular function: eukaryotic initiation factor 4E binding. The record is from RefSeq and is a predicted model, not a curated record. Gene Ontology annotation, biological process: negative regulation of translational initiation.
CUCUGUUUCAUUCGUAGACUGAUAUAAACGUAACAAUGCCGCCUGUGACGUCAAAUAUAGUAUUGAGGGUAUAUGAGAGCCAGCCAAAAGUUGAAAAGAAAAAGCUUAGAAGUCCGAAACGAACAAGAAAGUCACCGAGAAAUAAUCGAAAAAAUGAACAAGAUCUUAAACUUGAUACGAAAGAAAUAUGUGGCAACAGACUUGUGUACACUCGUGACUCUUUAAUGGCAUUCCGGGAUUCCCCCACCUCGAGAGUUGCCCCCAGCCUCCCGAUCAUACCAGGAGUUACAGCACCCAGAGAACCAAAAGAAAUGCCAGAAAGCUUGAAGUUAAAACUACAGAAGAAAGGAAUUAUAAUCAAAGAAAAUGUUCUACCACCUACGUCACAAAACGGCUCAUUGACGUCACAAGUGGAUUCAGUGACGUCACAAAAGGACCGCUCGAAGCAACAAAAGAAACCUCUGACGUCACAGAACACUUCACAUACCUUAAAACUUUGUUCUUCUGACGUCACAAAGCCCCUAUGUGACGCCUUUAACUCGUGCAUGCUUCACGUGAUUUAAACCAUCCGUAUGACGUCAUUAUUACGUCACUAAUUUAAUUUAAAACUCCUGUACACAGUUUUAUAUCCUUUGAAAUUCCACUCUUAUACACCGCGUGUUCCGUUUCAAUGCAAACUUGUCCAUAUAUUUCCUAUUUAUUACUUAGUGUGUUUAAGCUAAUAAUUCGUUGAAUUAGGUCACCACCCGCUUUACAAUUGUUCUUUAAUAAUGGUAUUUAAUGCCGAUAGCGCUGCGUGAUUAUGACGUCACAGGCGCAUGCUCCUCACGUGCGCGACCUCAUUGUUCUUUAUUGUUAAACAAUAAACGUUACUUGUGA